AUGACGUCUGAAGUUACAUUAUCACAGAUAUUUACCGAACUCCAGUCGCUCCGCAAAGACUUUAGAAAUAUUCAAGAGUACAUUUACACCAACCUACCCCCACUCCAAAACGAUUCAGAAGUCCAUCACAAAGAAAUCCAACUUGUGCAACAAAAGGCACAACAAGUGAAUUUAAUUAAGGAAACUAUUUUAGAUGCACUUCCCGAUGUUACAGUGACACCAAUCAAAUCACCUCGAAAACCUCAAAGAAAAGAAAGACGUUGUUUGUGUGAUCAUGACAAAUACAAGAGUAUGGAUAUGAUCGACAGUCCUUGUUUAACAGGAUCGCCAACUAUAGAGGCUUUAGUGCCCACUGUCGAGGCAUCCACUCCAAUGGCAAAAACAAUUUCUAAAGCAAUUUCAAAACGACUGAAGACAAAAAUUUUCGACUCGCAAAAGACCAACAACAUCAACAAAGACUUCUUUAAAGCACUUGGAGGAAAAUCUGAUGUUGUCCUCUUUGUAGAAACUCUCUUCUUUGUUUUCGGAAGUUACCACAAAAGCCUUCCCGCAGACAGAAAGGUCCUGUGCGAAGAUCAAAAAGCGUUUGUCUUUGAAGAGACUUGUAACGAGACUUACGUCUACAAACAAGUCGACGGUGUGAAGACCGGCGCUAUGUUUGGUAACGACGACAAUCUCUUUGAAGUCAAAGACGCAUUUUAUUUGACAAACAACUCAUUCAAAAUUAUAGAAAAGUUCUAUCAGACUUUCUCGGAGUCAAAUAAAGCUUUUAAGCUUAAUAGCGGAGCAUUCAUACGGGUGACUGCAUGGACGUGCGACAAGGAUGUGUAA
This is a messenger RNA of Entamoeba invadens IP1, 831 nucleotides long. RefSeq lists its product as hypothetical. The transcript has a single exon. Lineage: Eukaryota; Evosea; Mastigamoebida; Endamoebidae. The record is from RefSeq and is a predicted model, not a curated record. Bases 1 to 831 code for a protein of 276 amino acids.